GAGAACUGCAAGGAGCUGGGAUCGCUGGGAUGUACUGGGAGGAACUGGGAUCAGAGAGAGGCACUGGGGGUGCCCCCGGAGCCAUGAGGACCCUCGUGCUGCUGUGGGUGGCCCUGGCCGGAGCGGGGGCCCAGCUGCCAUGUCCUGAGGGGGGGCCAUGCCCCGUCACCCCGGCCCUGCCUGCCCGCAGCGCAGUGGGAUGCCAGGAUGGCUCAUCCUGCCCUGCCAGCACCAGCUGCUCCCUGCCCGAGAGUGUCCCCUGUGCAGGGGGCCAGCGCUGCUGUCCCCGAGGGUCCCGCUGCGGCGCUGACGGGGAGUCCUGCAUCCCAGACCCAGCCCCCCGUGCUGUGCCCUGUCCCGACGGAACGUCCGAGUGUCCCGAUGACGCCACGUGCUGUGUGACGGCCAGCGGCGCCUGGGGGUGCUGCCCUAUGCCCCAGGCCUCGUGCUGUGCCGACAAGGUGCACUGCUGUCCCCACGCCACCACCUGUGACCUGGCCCGCGGGCGCUGCCUGUCCCCCGGCGGUGACAGGGACGUCCCCCUGAGCACGGCCUUCCCCGCCUGGAAGCGCCAGCCCCCCGCCCCAGUGGAGCUGCGCCAGGUGCUGUGUCCCGGGGGCCGCUCGGCGUGUCCCGACGGAGCGACCUGCUGCCAGCUGUCCCCAUCCGAGUAUGGCUGCUGUCCCCUGCAGAAUGCCGUGUGCUGCAGUGACAGGCAGCACUGCUGUCCCCAGGGCACCACCUGUGACCUGGCCCGCUCCACCUGCACCUCCUUGGGGGGCUCCACGCCCCUGGCAGCGCUGCCCUCAGCUGGUGAGGUCAAGUGUGACGAGGAGACGAGCUGCCCCGACGGGAACACGUGCUGCAGGCUCAGCUCGGGGGCCUGGGGGUGCUGCCCCCUCGAGCAGGCGCUGCCCCGGGGGGCACAGGUGACAUCAGGGAACGUCAAGUGUGACGAGGAGACGAGCUGCCCCGACGGGAGCACGUGCUGCCGGCUCAGCCUGGGCACCUGGGGCUGCUGCCCCCUCGAGCAGGCCGUCUGCUGCCCCGACCACGUGCACUGCUGCCCCCAGGGCUACACCUGCGACCCCGAGGGGGGCAGCUGCCUGCAGGGGGGGGGCACCCGCCUGCCCUGGCUGAGGAAGACCCCGGCGCUGCCCCGGGGGGCACAGGUGACAUCAGGGAACGUCAAGUGUGACGAGGAGACGAGCUGCCCCGACGGGAGCACGUGCUGCCAGCUCAGCCUGGGCACCUGGGGCUGCUGCCCCCUCGAGCAGGCCGUCUGCUGUGGGGACCACAAGCACUGCUGCCCCCGGGGCUACACCUGCAACGUGGCCACCGAGAGCUGCGAGAAGCUGCUGGCGCCCACCCCGCUGCUUCCAGCACCUGCAGACCCCCGUGGGGCACCCUCCCCCCUGCGCUGGGCACCCCCCGUGCCCCCCGCCCCGCUGCGAGCCACCAGCACCCACCCAGGUGCCCCCGUGCCCUGCGGUGCCGCCAGCUCCUGCCGCGGCGGGCAGCGGUGCUGCCGGGCCCGGGGGGGCUCCUGGGGGUGCUGCCCCUUCGCCCAGGGCUCCUGCUGCUCCGACGGCCGCCACUGCUGCCCCGCGGGGUCCCGCUGCACGGGGGGGGGCUGGGGGUGCAGCCCCCAGCGCUGGGACCUGCCCUCCCCCCCUGCCAGGGAGCUGCUCUGAUGGACCCCCCCACCCCGAGUGCCUCCACCCCAAUAAACGGUUUCUAGGAGGAACCCCA
Lepidothrix coronata (blue-crowned manakin) is the source of this 1752-nucleotide messenger RNA. RefSeq names its product granulin (gene GRN). The record is from RefSeq and is a predicted model, not a curated record. Lineage: Eukaryota; Metazoa; Chordata; Aves; Passeriformes; Pipridae. The transcript is spliced from 14 exons. Bases 30 to 1694 code for a protein of 554 amino acids. Gene Ontology annotation, cellular component: extracellular region.